AUUAUUUCUUGAUCACACAAAGAGAUAAGAUUGUGAAGAAAAAAGGGUUCUUCUGUGUCUCACUAUCAAGAAAUCUUGAAGAUUCCGCCAAGAAUGGAGGAGGAGACAAACACAUGGAGGCAGGAGCUUACAAGUGUUGGUCGAUUGAGAGGAACCCUAAACGGCUGUGGGCAUCUAGAGCAAGAUUGGAGGAUAUUAGGGCUUGAAGAAAUUGUUGGGCAAGGAGGAGAAGGGUUUUGGGCUAAAGGAUCGGCAAGGAAUUCGAAUUCUGCGGUUUGGAGACACAGAGAGGGCAUAUUCCAGGGAGGUUGUAGCUCGUCGGAUCGUGCACGAGUCAUUUCAGGAUUUACUAGCUUUCAGCUUUUACGAGGUACUAGUGAGGACCGUGGGAAGGCGCCGGCGUGAUCGAUACACACUGAGGAAUGCUUUUAUGAUCUUGGGAUUUUGAAUAUUUAUAUUUGACAGAAUACUUAAACUAUUUAUGCCUUGUUUUGAAUGGAAAUAAUUAUAUUUUAAAAAUGAA
This is a messenger RNA of Lactuca sativa (garden lettuce), 523 nucleotides long. RefSeq lists its product as uncharacterized. Lineage: Eukaryota; Viridiplantae; Streptophyta; Magnoliopsida; Asterales; Asteraceae. The record is from RefSeq and is a predicted model, not a curated record.